This is a messenger RNA of Caenorhabditis bovis, 1254 nucleotides long. Lineage: Eukaryota; Metazoa; Nematoda; Chromadorea; Rhabditida; Rhabditidae. The record is from the annotation of a GenBank genome assembly.
AUGUCGGUGACGGCGAAAAACUUCUAUCGUCGUCCGCUUCCCGAAACGUGUGUCGAUUUUUCGAGCGAGAUCGGCAAAAAAUUGUUCACCGAGGCGUUGCUUCAAGGUUACGCCAAUAUUUAUUUCAAAUUGGCUUCCCAGUUUCGCACACAAGAUGAGCCGGCGUAUUGUGGUCUGAGCACGCUGGUUAUGGUUCUAAAUGCGCUUGAAGUGGAUCCUGAAAAGGUUUGGAAGGCUCCUUGGCGAUUCUAUCAUGAAUCCAUGCUGGAUUGCUGUGUUCCUUUAGACAAUAUUAAACGAAUCGGCAUCAAUUUGGCGCAAUUCCAAUGUCUCGCCAAUUGCAAUCGUCUCAAGACCAAAGUGACGCAUGGCGAUGAGACGGCAGAAUUUCUGGCGAAUUUCCGCCAAUCCGUCGUGCAGUCGGUUCGCGGCGAGCUCAACGUGAUCGUCGCCAGCUACGAUCGAAGCGUUUUGGGACAAACCGGCGCCGGACAUUUCUCGCCGCUCGCCGCCUACCAUCCAGCCACCGAUCAGGUGCUUAUCAUGGAUGUGGCGCGUUUCAAGUACCCGCCGCAUUGGGUGAAGCUUGAGCUUCUUCAAAAAGCCAUGUGCACCAUUGACAAGUCCACGAAACAGACGAGAGGCUACGUGGAGCUGGAGCUCAAAAAAGGGACGCGUCCAUUGGUGAUGUAUGGCCUCAAAGCUUACGCGAAUAUCAAUGAUGGCGAGUUCGCCAACUCGGCGAUCGGCUGGAAGGAAUUCCUGUUGUGCGAUCCAUUGGACGACGACGAGGAGGAGUUUCAAUUGAGUUGCCGCAAAUUCGGCCAAUUUUUCACGCCGCAUGCGAUGUGCUGCACACAGAAGACGAUUGAAGCCGAUCAGCGUGCGUCGAUGCCCGACGACGCGUCGGCACGAACCGAAGCGUGCCGUCAGAUAUGCGCUGAAGUGCGGCGAACGCGAUUCGCCGAGGUGUUUUCGAGUAGCGCCGUCGCCGCACUCCUGAUUGCGUGGCCAUUCGAGAAUGGCUACUCGGAGCGUAGCGAUCGCCUCAGUGAACUCGCGCAAAAAUAUAAAGACGAAUUCUCGACAGAUACCAAAAAUGAAAUUGAUCAACUCACCACCCAACUCCAAACCCUCAUCUGCUGCUCGAAACCGCCCAUCGUGCUCAAUUUCAACAAAUCGGAAUCACACCAAAAAAUCUGCUCGUCUCACAUCAACGGGCAUUGCGCGUGCACCAACGACGUGCAAUUGUGA